Messenger RNA from Peronospora matthiolae, 552 nucleotides. The record is from the annotation of a GenBank genome assembly. Lineage: Eukaryota; Oomycota; Peronosporomycetes; Peronosporales; Peronosporaceae.
AUGACGCUCGUUUCCGUCAAGAACUCUGAUUUACAUGGCUGGUACCCGUGUUCUGGCGUCACGUUUUCUGACAAAGGGAGUGGGACUGACAUCAUCGCUGAGUUUGCGGUCGACAGAGCACCUUUAUGCUACCCCGGUAUCUGUAACACCCCGCCAUCGGUGGACUUGACUAUUGAUAUCUUUGUCAAACAGUUCCCAGCUACAUUUGAAGAACCUGCCAUUGCAACAAUUGCGUGGUUUGUCCAAGGUGGUCCAGGUGGAAUCGACCAUGAAGUAUCUGUGCGUCCUAUCGAGGGAAAAGCUAACAUUUACACGAUGAACCAUCGUGGCACGGGCCGCGGCACACGCUUCAACUGUGUGUCAGCCCAGGCCACUACUACUGGCUCUUCUUCUAGCUGCGAGAUUGACGUGUUUGAAGUUGCUGCGUGUGCGCAGGAUCUCGAAUACAAGUUCGGUGACCUGUCUUCUUUUUCCAUGACGAAUGCUACCACGGACAUCGCGACGUUCAUCUCCAAGUUUACGAACGGCAAAAGCACUGUCUCUACGGUGUGA